Paramuricea clavata is the source of this 4000-nucleotide messenger RNA. Lineage: Eukaryota; Metazoa; Cnidaria; Anthozoa; Malacalcyonacea; Plexauridae. The record is from the annotation of a GenBank genome assembly.
UUUUACUGUCUUGAAUAAAAUUCCCACCUAUUUGCGAAAUGCGAGUCCACAAUGAUGUUAAAAAUGCGUGUCAGCGAUCGUUAAUCACUACUUACUUUAUGUAAUUUUGUAUUUAAACGCCCCACGCAAACCCCACGCACAGUUAACUACGUGAUUAGUUAACUAUCCGACUAACUACGUUUUGUGCAACGCAGUUAAGUCAUGUAGUUAACUAAUUACAGUUAAGGAUUUAACUACGGUAGUUAAUGCUAACUGCUGUUAGCGCUAACUACGUUUUUAUACAACCGGCCCCUGCGCUUUUUUGCCGUGCUCAAUGGAAUUAUUACAGAGCUUGACAACACGUACGCCAACCGGAAGUCAAUUAAGCCGUUAUAGAUGGCGCGUAAUGGCGUCAGCAGUUCUCGUUUUACGUCGUUUUAAUUUUAUCGCCGUUUUUAAUUUCUUAGAAAUAAUGAUGCUUUUUGGAGUGAAUCAAUUACUCUGUUGCCUAAUAUUUGCAUUGGGUAAGUUAUAAUAAACUAAACCAAUUAAACUUGCAACAACAUUUCUGGUGAACUCCAUCUCUUUUAUCUGGAACGAUAACCAGCUGGGAAAAGUACUUUAUUGGACGUCAAUGGCCUCCAUUUUGGCUUCACUUUUCUUACAGGACGAAUGACUGAAGUUGUUGCUCUAUAAAUAUAUAUAUAUAUAUAUAUAUCACUAAUCGUACGUACAAGCUGGCGUGGAUUCUUGACGCCACUGCAUGUUUAUACGCGUUGCUGACGCGAGGGUUCACUUUUUUAGAAAAAAUUCCAACAUCCCUAUACAUGUCAAAUUUUGAAUGUGAAGAAAUUAAUCUCGAUUACUUCACAUGAUUCAUGCAUGUUACGAAAUUACCCAAUUUUGCAUGUAAAUAACGCAUGCAUGUAAAUAGAUGCCAUAUAUAUGCGUUUGCAUCUAAAGUCACAAUAGAAUCGGUUUUGAACAGGAUCUCAUCUGUAAAUUAAAAGACACAUGCGAAAUUAUUUUACAUUGUUAAAUUUGGAAAUAGAUAACAUGAUUUUAAAAGUCCACUCCCUGAGCUCCAAUAAUUUCUCCCUUCAAUUGCAAAAAUUUGAUUAAAAAAGGAAACCGAGUACCAGUUAUUACCAAGUACCGAAAAUAUUAUUAAUAUUAUGCUGAUGCAUGUGCUAUGUUUAGGAGCUUACGGCAGUGCAAGUAAUGCGGACUGGGAAAAGAAAUUCGUAUUGGAAGAAUCAUGGGACAGUCAGAAAUUUUUAAGUAUGAUUUUCAAUAUUGUAUGAUCAAUGAACUGUUAUGUUUUUAAUCUACGCUUGUGAGUUCAUAUAGCAGCACUGCUGCAGUAUAUACAGAAAACCACAAACAAUCGGCUGAGUUCUAUUCUCAGGUUUCACACAUAGUGUUCCGGGUUUAGGCUAUUAUAGGUAUUGUCGGGUUUAGGCUAGGGAUAUGAAGCUAGGGAUUCUCGGGUUUAGGCUAGGGAUAUGAAGCUAGGGAUUCUCGGGUUUAGGCUAGGGAUAUGAAGGUUAUUGGGGUCAAGGUGAAAGAGAAAUUAAACAUGCAGUCACAACUAAACAUUAGGAUAUUAUCAAGAAUUGGUUGUAGAAUUUGGUAUUUAUUUCAUCCCAAAUAUAAAGCAAAUUAACAAAUAGAUGGAUUACAAAUUUUGUUUCCAAUAGCACUGAAUGGGGACCUUCCACUAGAAGGUGAAUCAAACAAUGAGUUAGUUGCGCUUCGUGAGCAACCAGUCAAGGAAACUCGUGUGAAAAGGGAAACACCGACUGGAAGUGGAAGUGGAAAUGAAUCAAGUGAUGAAAGUAAGUGAUACAAUAGUGUAGCUAUUUCAAUUAAGGUUGUCCCCGAGCAAAGCGGAAAAGUCGAAUACGAGCGCGAAAGGCGUGCUGGGAAUCGCUAAAAAUUCAUUAAUUGACAUAGCUGUAGAUAAAGCAAGCACAAUACGGACCGAAUACGAGCGCGAAAGGCUUGCUGGGAAUCGCUAAAAAAUUCAUUAAUUGAACUAGCUGUAGAUAAAGCAAGCACAAUACGGACCUCUCGCGUUUUGCACACGAAAACAAACCGAAAAAUGAAAACAAUUUGAAACCGAAAAAUUAACUCAAACAACUAUUCCAAAGUAGAAAAAUUCAUAUAAUCAUUUACAUGUAUGAAAUAUAUAUGCGAGUCACUCAUUAAAAUAAAACAGCAAAUUAAUAACAACUUAGCAUGCAUGCAACUCUCAAAAGUCAAAACUUAAUUAAGGGAAGAAAAUAUGAGAAUUGCAAUUUUGUUAUCUUGUCUAAAUAGUUCGAAUCUUGAGUAUACAAGAUGUCGUUAGUAUUCGGAGUGUGUAUAUACAUCUUAUAUUUCGCGAAAUUGUGUGCUGGUAAAAGAUAUUGUUAUCCAAGGUGUUUUUAGCCAAGCUGCAAAGGGCAGAUUAAUAGCUUAUAAUUGGUGUAGCGAAUCAGUUUUAAUAUAGCUACACCGAAUUUGGACAGCCGACAUUCCGGCCUAUCGUUCUUUUUUUUUUACUUUUAGGAGGAGUGACCAACAUUUGCAGGGAAAAGCUCGAUCUUGGGUUUAUUUUAGACAGAUCUGGUAGUAUCGGCUCAACUAAUUUUGAAAAAAUAAAAUCUUUUGUUAAAGAUCUUACUGACUAUUUCGAGGUUUCUCAAACGUACACAAGAGUGUCUGUGAUGUCAUACUCCUCAUCCUCUACUAUACAUUUUCAAUUUUCUCGACAAUUUCCAACCAAGCAGGAUCUUUAUUCAGCAAUCGACAGCAUUUCGUAUGAUGGAGGCGGCACCAACACCGGAGAAGCAUUAACGAAAGCAUAUACAACCAUGUUCAAUACCAAUAAUGGGGCCCGACUUUCAGGUAUGUUAUAUUCUUUUCAAUGAUUCUAAGUUUUGUAUUUUGUAUCCCCCAUUACUACGCCAAACUGUUUUUCCCUAGUCACAGUAAGUUCUAAGUAGUUUCAAUAAGCAAAAUAUUUCGUUCAUGCAUUUAAAUUGGAUAAAACUCGCUAUCAGUCCUCGUUGACUCGGUAGCUCAAUGGGUAGAGCGGCGGUCUGUAGUAACACAACGAGGACGCGAGUUUGAAUCCCACUCGAGCCAGUAUCAGAAUAAUAUGAAACUAGUUGUUCUUAACUUAGUUUGCCCAAGAUGUUUUCGUUUCUUUUAAAAGAAAAAAAUGGCAUAUUGCCCCAAAGCCAGGGCCCGAGUGUAAUGAGUAAAUCAGUUUAACAUUGAAAAGAAUUAUAAAUUUUUAUGCUCAUAGUGUCAAAUGUUACUAAAAUCAUAAAAUCAAGUAGAAAAAUUAUUUUGUUGCUGACCGGUGUCGCAGGAAAUCAUACCCCUACCAUAAUACAAAAUCUGUUGGAGAGCACAUUUAAACUGGCUUAUGUUGCACGUGUUUGAAUGUUUAGCGUGCAAUUUAUUACAAAUUUCACUAUAAUUGAAACUUUGUUUUGUGAAGCUGAGAUUUUUUAAAAGUGUGUUUUCAGAAUGCAGGAAUUAGCUACUAUUUCAGAGACCCAAAUUUUAAAAAUUUCCUGCAAAGGUGCAUAUAUCCCCAAACCCCCAACCUAAGUCGUUCCUGCGGCACUCCGCUCACAGCUUCGGAGCUCGCAUACUAUCCUGGGGGAAGGGCAAGGAAAAUGGGCCCUUUGGCAGUUUUGCCCCAGCAAUGAAGAAUCCUUAAAAAAUUCAAUGUUUAUAGUGGCAAAAAUAUAUUAUUUAGAUGCAAGGCAGGUUUUGAUAGUUCUAACUGAUGGCCAAAGUAGUGGUGUUGACCAACCAGCACAGCAACUCAAGAGCAUUGGUGUUACAAUAUUUUCUAUUGGAGUUGGUUCGGGUAUUCGUGUUUCAGAAUUGGAAACAAUGGCAUCACCCCCAGUUGAUGAACAUGUUUACCUGUUGAAAAAUUUUACUGAGCUUUCAACGUUGGCAGAGAAAUUGUCGUCUUCAACUUGCAAUGGUAUCCAUAUAAUAUUUUUUAUUUUAU